AUGUCACUCUUUUUACACUCGGAAGGAGAUUUUGAAUACUUGGAGUUCCACAGUGCGAUUGUAUUUAUAAAAGACAAAUCUGUUUUGUAUGCAUGCACUACGCCGGAUUCCUACCAAGUUUCAAAAUAUGAAAAAAAUAACGAAUCGAAAAUAUGGUACAAAUUAGAAGACUUACCGAGAACAUCAAAUGAUGAUACUGAGGCUAUUUUACAGCUAAAAUUGGAUAAACACGAUAAUAUAUUAUUUGGUACAACUAAUAAUGGAUUUGUUAUUUGGGAUUUUAAUGAAGAAAGAAAUUACGAAAAUGUAGUCAGUUUAAGUCUUCCAUAUGGUACAAGAAAUAUCACUACAAAAAUGUCACAAUCUAACUCGAUAACUUUGAGUGCACACAAAAAUUACGCCAUCGCAGGAGUAAGAAAGAAUCUAUAUGUUUGGAGUAUGGAAUCGAAAAAAUUGGUUAAGGUUUUGGAUGCACAUUUUGGACGUAUAAUCCAAUUAGAACCAUUGACCGUAGGCAACUGGAACAGCAUUGUUACAUCUUCUAUAGAUCGAACGGCAAAAGUAUGGAACAUAAAUAAUAUUUUCGAAACAGUCCAUGUGAUAGACAGGCAUGAACUACAAGUAGAUUCUAUAAGUUUAUCAGAUAACUUAAGUCUAGCUGUAACAGCUACCAGAAAUUGUGUAGGUGUUUGGGACCUUCGAGUAGGUAAACUAACCGCAAAAUUGGCUGACAGUCCUUUGGGUGCUAUAGUUACCCAUGCUAUCAUUACUCCUGAUGGAAAGUACAUAAUGUCUGCGGAGUCUGGAAAUAUUUUAAUAUGGCUUAGACUCACCCAACAAGUUAUCUUUAAAGAAGAACAACCUGGAAUCAGGCAGUUAACUCUUGUGGAUAAUGGUACAAAGAUUAUUUCAAUAUCAAAACCCAGCAAUCCUCCAGGAACAGAUUGUGUUCGAACUGUGGCUACAGUUUGUGUAAGGGAAAUACCGAAUGGUGAAAUGGUAUACAGUUUUGAAUAUGCUGUAAGAAGUAUUACAGGAGUUCCGUUUAGACCAGCUGUUGUUACUUCUGAUAAUCAACAUUUAGUAAUGUCAGGGGCUGAUAAAACAAACAGAGAUUGCAUUUUUGUAUACAAUGCACAGAAUGGUGCUUUUGUACAUAGGAUAGCACUAAAAAUGUGCGCGAUUAAGGAUGUAGCUGGACUGGUUGCUAUGCCUCAUAAAGGUCACUUAGUAGCUGUAAUGACAACAGACAAAGGAGCAAUAAUUGAUAUUAAGUCUAAAAAAUAUUUACGUACAGUUCCAAAAUGGGGUGGCAGUAUAACUAAAGAUGGAAAAUAUGGAUUGUAUGCUCCAUCAAGAGGAGGACUGGAACUGAUAGAGUUGAAGAAAGGUCAAACAUUUAGAACUUUCAUUCCCAAAGUUGCAGAGGGUGUGUUUUCUAUAAUUUGUCGAUUUAACAGUACUGAUGAGUAUGUGCUCUAUUAUCAUAGUGGGAGAAAGACAUUACGAGUGUUUAGAACCUCUGAUGCUGAAAUUGUAGCAAAUUAUAGAGUUCAAGCCGAGCUUACAGCUGUUGAAAGUACUCCAGAUGGAAAAGCAUUGGUGCUAGGAACUGUUGAUGGAUGUGUGUCAGUUUUAGCUAUUGUUGAUACCAGUAAAGAUGAUAUGAAUCAAUAUUUAUCAGAAAUGCCCUCCAGAGAUGAAGAAUGGAAGAAAAAGGUAGAUAAAAUGAAAGCUCAAACAAGAUUUAAGGCUGUGGGAUCUAUAGCAAGACUAUCUACAACAUUUUCUAACGAAGCUAAUAAUAAUCAAAUUACUGAAAAUGAAACAGUUAAUGAUAAUUAA
This is a messenger RNA of Diabrotica balteata, 1845 nucleotides long. The record is from the annotation of a GenBank genome assembly. Lineage: Eukaryota; Metazoa; Arthropoda; Insecta; Coleoptera; Chrysomelidae.